CCAGCAGCGCAGCAUGCACUGGGGGAUUGGCUUUGCCUCGUCCAGGUCGUGUGUGGUGGAUUUGAGCCGGAACCAGAGCAUCUCCUUCGGCUUGUGGGCCGGAUCUGAGGAGCCCUAUACCUUUUAUGGGGACAUCAUCGCUUUCCCUUUGCAGGAUUACGGAGGGAUCAUGGCAGGGUUGGGUUCGGAUUCCUGGUGGAAGAAAACCCUGUACUUGACUGGGGGAGCCCUGCUGGCUGCAGCGGCGUACCUGCUCCACGAGCUCCUGGCCAUUAGGAAAGAGCAAGAGGUUGACUCCAAAGAUGCUAUUAUUUUGCAUCAAUUCUCAAGGCCAAACAAUGGUGUCCCCAGUUUGUCUCCUUUCUGUUUGAAAAUGGAAACUUAUUUAAGGAUGGCCGACUUACCUUACCAGAACUAUUUUGAUGGAAAACUUUCCCCUCAAGGAAAAAUGCCUUGGAUUGAAUACAAUCAGGAAAAAGUGUCCGGUACAGAAUUCAUCAUUGACUUUUUGGAAGAGAAACUUGGAGUGAACUUAAAUAAAAACCUUGGCCCCCAUGAAAGAGCAGUGUCUCGAGCUGUGACCAAGAUGGUGGAAGAGCAUUUCUAUUGGACAUUAGCCUAUUGUCAGUGGGUGGACAAUCUCCAUGAGACCCAGAAGAUGCUUUCUCUCAGUGGUCCCUUUAGUGACCUGCUCAAGUGGAUUCUCUGCCACCUAACGAAAGGCAUUGUGAAGCGUGAAAUGUAUGGCCAUGGCAUUGGUCGCUUCUCUGAGGAAGAAAUCUACAUGCUGAUGGAGAAAGACAUGCGAUCUUUAGCAGGUCUUUUGGGUGAUAAAAAAUACAUCAUGGGACCAAAAUUUUCCACUCUUGAUGCUACUGUCUUUGGACACUUGGCACAGGCAAUGUGGACCUUACCAGGGACAAGGCCUGAAAGACUAAUCAAAGGAGAACUGAUUAAUCUUGCCAUGUAUUGUGAAAGAAUAAGAAGGAAAUUCUGGCCUGAGUGGCACCAUGAUGAUGAUAACACCAUCUAUGAAUCUGAGGAAAGCAGUGAAGGCAGCAAGACGCACACCCCACUGCCGGAUUUCAGCUUUUAUUCAAGGACAGAAACCUUUGAUGAUGAAGGGGCAGAGAACAGUAUAUCCCGGACGCCUGACACAGACUUCACUGGGCACUCCCUCUUUGAUUCUGAUGUGGACAUGGAUGACUAUAUAGACCACGAACAAUGCAAAUGAUGUUCAGACUUGCUGGCCCUCCUUUCUCAGAGCUGUCACCUCUUGGGGUCAGUCCAGUGUUCCCAGGUAGAGCACCACACCCUCCAGGGAGGGAGAGCUCCUGGUAUGUGGUACAUACAGUUCUUCCAGGUUAACUGGACUAGGUCAGCCUUAUUUCUUUUCGUAACAAAAGACCAAGACAACAAAGACAAAACCCACAAAUGGUGGAAAACAAAGCUGUUCAGAUGGCUUCAUUUAAAAACACAAAAGGCCAACCAAGUCAGCAUGGUUCCUGAAAUCCAUUUUUGUUUUCAUGAGAAAACUAAUAUCGCAAUCAGUCAGUUUGGGUAGAGCCCUGGGGACAGAGAGAACAGAUGGGCCUACAGGGAAGUACACACACUAAGCCUCUUUUAAAAAGAGGUCAAGGGCUUAGUUGAAAGGGGAGUCCCUGAAAUUCUUGUACCUACUUAUAUUGGAAAUGGGUGUAAGAUGUUAAAAUAGGAGAAUGUAGAAUUGUUGUUUGUUUGUUUGUUUGUUUUUUUUUCCCUGGUGGCUGCUUAUCCUGUGUGUAUAUGAAUUAUAUGUUUCUAGAAGAGGCAUAAAUCAAAUCAACAGAUAUUUAUUGAGCUCCUACUGUGUGCAAAGCACUGUGCUAGGUGCUGAUCAGGAAUAUGCUUCUUCUAAGCUCUGCCAGUGACUCGCUUGGACAAGUCACUUAACUUCUGUGUGCCUCAGUCUCCCCUGUCUAUAAGAAGGGGAUUAAAAUAAUUUCCACCUACCUACCUCACAGGGAUGUUGUGAGGAUUCAUGAGAUAAUAUACAAUAAGGCGCUUUGAACCUUUGGGCAGAAAGGCGCUACAUAGACAUAAAAUAUCAUUUAUCUUUGUGAUUUAUAUGUGUGAGAGAGACACUGAGGGAAGGAAAGGAAAAUAAGUCCAUCAACUGGCCAGUUAGGGUCACCAUUCUAGCAGAUGAAGUAUAUAUACAGGUGAGGGCACUUAUGGCUCCAUCAACCAUCCAUCAUUCCUUUUCUCAACUUUGCUUGAAAUCUUUCUUUGAAAGAAUGCUGCAAAUCACAGGACAGCUGGAAACAUUCUGAUAUUUUUCUGUAUUUCUGAAGAAUAAUGUUCUUUUUCUUGUUUGUCCUCAUAUAGGCUGAAUAUCCUUGUUUCCCCCAUCCCCAGGAAGUUAGGUUGCCAUUUUUUAUUUAGAGGCAGUAAAGCACAGAAAGACCAUGUGUCUAAUGGAAAUGAAGCAGGCAACAUUUUAUGGAUUUGGGUAAUCAGGAUUAUACCUACCAAAAAAAAAAACAUUUCUUUAAAAAAAUACAAAAAACAAACCCAAGACUUUGUGGAAGAUACUGAAAAGUUGCAGUAGAGAGAGAGUCAACUUAUUCAUAUCAGAGCACCUAAACACUCCAAUGAUAGAUAGGUGUUACAUAGUUCUACUAACGUGAUUUUUCUGAUAUUUUGGCCUAUAGCCCAGAGAGGGCAACUGUUGAGGCUAAUGUGGUGUUCUUAAUGAUAUGUUCUCCCCAUAGACUCUGUCUAAAAUGGUGAACUUCAUUGAGAUUUUAAAAAAAGAUAUCUUCUUUUCUGCUAUUGAUAUUUUUGUUGAUUCAUGGGAACAUGAAUUUGAGAAUCUCUGAAUAACAAUCAGGUAAGACCUUAAAGGUCAUUUAAUCACCUCUAGUUAUUGAUUCAGACAGUUUGGGUAGAGAUUAGAAGUUUGGAUGAAUUACUCAGUAGAUCCAGCUCAUAGGGUAGUGCUUGCAUUUGCAAAUUAAUUAACUGCCCUCUUCUUUGGGUUUAUGAAAGGGAUAAAGAUUUUACAAAGCAAUGAUUCUUUUGGGAUUUGGGGGUUGGUAUUUGGGGACAGAGUCUUGUUUCAUGAGACCCAAAUGGUGAUUGCAGACCAACUUCUUUCUUGAAGUUUUAUCUCAAAAAUAGUUUUUGAAAGAAAAUCUUUAGGGAAUUACAGUUUAAUCAUAAAAGGGAAGUGGGAAGAAUAUUUGUGUUUCCAUAAGCAAGGAUUUUAGUGCUUUUCUAAGGCACAUGUAGCUGAAGUCCUGUAAAUAGAAAGAGGAAUGUGCUAAGUGAGGGGGUUUUAUUCUACAAGUAAUUGCCUUCAGGAAUUACUGGAAAGGAUUCUAGGGCUAAUAUCUGAUCAAAAUCAUUCAUAUCUGACAAAACUUAUUUGGUCUUUAUGAAGCAAAUGUAGGAAGGGUAGUUGGAAUCUGGAGUACCAUUGAUUUUACCAAGUGUUUUGAAUCUUUUUUUGGAAGUUUAUUUGAGGGUACUAUUCUCUCAUCGCCCUUCAGAGAAGCCAUGGAAUGUUGUUGGGACAGAUUAGCCUUGGAUAAACUUGACUGAAAUAUGGAUAAACUAUUGACAAGGAAAUAUGAACACAGUGAAUGUAGAAGUGAUACAAAUAUAUUUUAAAACAAUGUCUUACCAUCAAUGGUUUUGGGACCUGCUGUGUCUAUGGCAAAGAAAGAAUUGUCCCUGAGAAUCUAGUCAGUGGUGGGUAACUUUUAGUAUCUGGGCUGGUCAUAAAGUUGUAUGAAAGUUUCUUUACAAUCUGAGGAAGGCAGUGUGGUACAGUGGAAAGGGAAACAAAUUUGAAGUCAGAGAAUUUGGUUAGUCCCAUCACUUAUUGCCUGUGAGCAAGUCAUUAGACCAAUUCAAUUUCCUCUGAAAUAAAAUUUAGUUUUGGACUCAAUGACUUUAGAUGCUUUGAGGUCUAAAUCAAUGAAUCUGUGAAUAGUGCUCCAAGUGUAUGUAUACGUGUGUGACACGUAUGAAGUGCUACUCAUGCACAUACAUGGGCAGUUGGAUACUGUGAACCUCUGUCUAAUUUGGAGUAAAUGGAGAUUCAGUUUCCAAAGAGUGGGUAGAAAACAAAUUUAAUUCAGAUGAUUUGCUCAGGCUAUCCUACAGGAACUUGAAUCAGAAUUUCUCUUUGGGGAACUCAGUGAGAGUUCAUGUCUCUGUAUAUAAUGUUCAUGUAGAUAGAAAUCUGACUGACUACUGGCAAAGAUAACUAUGUAAUGCUUCUGCAAGGUGAAGUCUAAAAUAAAACAAAUAUUCAUAAAGU
This is a messenger RNA of Antechinus flavipes (yellow-footed antechinus), 4309 nucleotides long. RefSeq names its product failed axon connections homolog, metaxin like GST domain containing (gene FAXC). The coding region runs from base 14 to 1234 and encodes 406 amino acids. The record is from RefSeq and is a predicted model, not a curated record. NCBI's taxonomy places the organism in Eukaryota, Metazoa, Chordata, Mammalia, Dasyuromorphia, Dasyuridae. The transcript is spliced from 6 exons. Gene Ontology annotation, cellular component: cytoplasm.